AUUUUCCCAAAAUUUGGAACGGGACAAACUGAUAUUUGUCGCACCGAUCCCACCGUGACCUUGCGUGUGGGCGGCGGCGGCGGUUUGCAGUCUUCUUCUUCCGGGCUCGAUCUCGGGCAGAUAAGGUUCCAUUUCUCUCCCUCUCUUCUCCAGCUUUCCGGCCGCACCGCUCUUGCGCUGCCUGGUCGCGGAGGCUGAUCUUUCACAGCCGGCUUCUCCAUCCCUUCCGAAGACGAUCUCGCAGGUAUCUCCUGUGCCCUUGCCCCUUUCGUUCUGAUUCCCCUCCGGAACGGCGACCCAACAUGCACGACUUCUCCUCUCACAUUGUCGUCAAGUGGCCGGAAAUCGUAACGGUAGGAUUGCUGUUGAUCAACUCUGGAAGUCUGGCUCGUAUGCGAGAGGUGAUAUGAUUCUUGGUUCCUAUAUCGUCCGACUUCCUCCUCAAGUGGCGUGGCUGAUCAGCAAUCGUACCUUGACACCUGUGGCGACGUUAGAGAUUAUACAUUAAUUUGAGUGCAGUUGGCAGUUGGAGGUGGAUAGUAUCAACGAGCAGUUGAUAUUCUACUGGAAAUAGUUCAAGUCUCACAGAUCUUAACCUUAUUAUUAGGAAGGCCUACAUAUCUUCCGAUAGGAGUUUGUCCAUGAACAGUUUGCUUUUGAUAAUGGGCGUGAAUGAAGCUGCAAGUUUGUGUCAUUGCAACCUUAGGAUCAAACUCUACCUGUAGAAACUAAUGAACAUGUUCAGUGCCAAAUCUUGGAUCGACAGACAAUUUAUUAUAAUAGAAGUAGCUUAAUUUAUUUAGCAUAAAUUGCUUUCGGAUAUUCAGAAAAUGUCUUCUCUUCAGCUUCUGCCACUAACUGAACAUGGGCGUAACAUUCUGGCAUCUAGAAGAAGAACGUUGGCAGCUGUCUCAGCUGUCCUGGUGGCUGGUGGCACUGUCGCAUUCAUGCAAACACGCCUCUAUAAGAGAUCCCAUAAAUCUGGUGAGAAAGGUGAAAACUCAAGCCAAAAUGGUAUUUGUAAUCAGCCAGUUCAAGUGGCAAGGCCAACUAGAAAAGGAUUGAGAUCCCUGCAUUAUUUAGCAGCAACCUUGCUUUCACAGAUGGGUCCUAAUGGGAUGCGCAACCUUAUGGGACUAGUGGCUAUAGCGGUGUUGAGAACUGCCUUGAGUCACAGAUUGGCAAAAGUUCAAGGUUUCUUGUUCAGAGCUGCUUUUCUUCAGCGAGUACCCAUGUUCCUUCGGUUGAUUGUUGAGAACCUUCUUUUAUGUUUUCUCCAGUCUACGUUAUACUCAACUUCAAAGUAUUUGACGGGAGUCUUGGCUCUGCGAUUCAGGAAAAUUUUGACAGAACUUAUACAUGCUGAUUAUUUUGAGAACAUGGUGUACUACAAAAUCUCAAAUGUUGAUGACCGGAUCAACAAUCCUGAGCAGCGGAUUGCUAGUGAUAUACCAAAGUUUUGUUCUGAAUUGAGUGACCUUAUAUUGGAUGAUCUCACUGCAGUUGCUGAUGGUCUUAUAUAUACUUGGCGCCUAUGUUCCUAUGCAAGUCCAAAAUACGUGCUAUGGAUUUUGGCAUAUGUCCUUGGGGUCGGUGCAACUAUCAGGAAUUUCUCUCCUCCUUUUGGAAAGCUAAUGUCCAAAGAGCAGCAACUGGAAGGUGAUUAUCGACAACUACACUCACGGUUAAGGACUCAUGCAGAAAGUGUUGCUUUCUAUGGAGGAGAGAAUAGAGAAGCAUCUCAUAUCUGGCAGAAAUUUAAGACACUUGUAAAUCACUUAAAUGUUGUACUUCACGAUCAUUGGUGGUUCGGAAUGAUUCAAGACUUCCUCUUGAAGUACCUUGGUGCUACUGUUGCAGUGGUUCUGAUUAUUGAGCCAUUUUUUUCUGGUAAUCUUAGACCUGAUUCCUCAACACUAGGUAGAGCUGAAAUGCUGAGCAAUCUUCGUUAUCAUACAAGUGUAAUAAUAUCACUCUUUCAAUCACUUGGUACUCUCUCUAUCAGUUCUCGGCGUCUGAACCGUAUCAGUGGAUAUUCUGAUCGUAUUCAUGAACUGAUGAUGGUUGCAAAAGAGUUAUCAGCUAAUCAUGACCGAUCAGUUCAGAGAAGUGCUAGUAGAAAUUAUAUCAGUGAAGCAAAUUAUAUUGAGUUUGCAGGUGUCAAGGUAGUUACACCAACCAACAACGUUUUGGUUGAUGAUUUGAGUCUCAAGGUAGAAUCAGGUUCGAAUCUUCUAAUAACCGGUCCAAAUGGAAGUGGGAAAAGUUCUCUCUUCCGGGUUCUUGGAGGUCUCUGGCCGCUUGUAUCUGGUUAUAUUGUAAAACCAGGAAUUGGUGCAGAUCUUAACAAGGAGAUUUUCUAUGUCCCACAACGACCAUAUACAGCUGUGGGAACACUUCGUGACCAAUUAAUCUAUCCUUUGACAGCAGAUCAGGAGACUGAACCACUCACUCAUGAGGGAAUGGUGGAAUUAUUAAGAAAUGUUGAUCUAGAGUAUUUAUUGGAUCGUUAUCCCCUGGAAAAGGAAAUUAACUGGGGAGAUGAACUUUCUCUUGGUGAACAACAAAGACUUGGAAUGGCUAGGUUAUUCUAUCAUAGGCCCAAAUUUGCUAUUCUUGAUGAGUGUACUAGUGCUGUCACAACUAAUAUGGAGCAACGAUUCUGUGAGAAGGUUCAAGCUAUGGGCACAUCAUGCAUCACAAUAUCUCACCGACCUGCUUUAGUUGCCUUUCAUGACAUAGUUUUAUCUUUGGAUGGGGAAGGGGGAUGGAGCGUCCAUGACAAGAGGGAAGGGUUGCCUCUCCCUUCUGAAGCAAGUGCUGAUUCGAUAACAGCGUCAGAUACAGAUCGUCGGAAUGAUACAAUAGCUGUUCAAAGAGCAUUUUUGUCAACUGGGAAGGGGAACAAAUUAACGAAGUCAAAGGUGCAUUCUUAUUCCUCCAAGGUUGUUGCAUCAUCGCCUGAUGCAGAUAAGCAAGUUCCUCUCCCUGUUGUUCCACAACUGUACAAUGCUCCAAAAGUCCUACCUAAUAGAGUUGCUUCAAUGUUUAGAGUACUGAUUCCUUCCCUUUUUGAUAGACAGGGUGCAAAGUUGUUUGCAGUUGCGUUACUUGUUGUGUCGAGAACAUGGAUCUCAGAUCGUAUUGCUUCCUUAAAUGGAACCAGUGUGAAGUAUGUUUUAGAACAAGACAAAGCAGCAUUUAUUCGAUUGACUGGCAUAAGUAUUCUUCAAAGUGCUGCCAAUUCAUUUGUUGCACCUACACUAAGGCAUCUCACAGCUAGACUUGCCCUUGGAUGGCGAAUCCGGUUGACUCAAUAUUUAUUGAAGAAUUAUUUGAAGAAAAAUGCUUUUUACAAGGUUUUCCACAUGUCUGGUAAAAAUAUUGACGCUGACCAGAGAAUAACACAUGACGUUGAGAAGUUGACUUCUGAUCUCUCAGGAUUGGUGACUAGCAUGGUUAAACCUUCUGUGGAUAUUCUAUGGUUUACAUGGAGGAUGAAACAUUUAAGUGGACAUAGAGGGGUUGCUAUAUUGUAUGCCUAUAUGUUUCUUGGUUUGGGCUUUCUUAGAAGUGUUGCUCCUGAGUUUGGUGAUCUAGCCAAUAAAGAACAGCAACUUGAGGGGACUUUUAGGUUUAUGCACACAAGACUUCGAACUCAUGCUGAAUCCAUUGCCUUCUUUGGUGGUGGUUCUCGGGAAAAAGUUAUGGUUGAUUCAAGAUUCACUGAAUUGCUUGAGCAUUGCAAGAUACACUUGAAAAACAAGUGGUUGUAUGGUAUACUAGAUGAAUUCAUCACUAAACAACUUCCACACAAUGUGACAUGGGUACUUAGUCUUCUUUAUGCCAUGGAGCAUGAAGGCGACCGUUCACUUACAUCUACACAAGGAGAGCUAGCACAUUCACUAAGGUUCUUAGCCUCUGUUGUGUCACAAAGCUUUUUAGCAUUCGGGGACAUACUUGAGUUGCAUAAGAAGUUUCUUGAACUCUCUGGUGGUAUUAAUAGAAUUUUUGAACUAGAGGAACUACUGGAUGCUGCACAAAGUGAUGCAGAAGCAUCUUUGUCAGACAAUACUGUCAGCAAUGAUUCCAAUAGCCUGCCUGGUCAAGAUAUCAUUUCAUUCUGUAAGGUGGAUAUUAUCACCCCAUCACAGAAGCUACUAGCUAGGCAGUUAACUUGUGAUAUUGUGCAUGGGAAAAGUCUCCUUGUUACUGGUCCAAAUGGCAGUGGAAAGAGUUCCAUCUUUAGAGCUCUUCGUGGAUUAUGGCCAAUUGUAUCUGGAAGACUCGUGAAACCCUGCAAUGUUGUGUUUUAUGUACCACAGAGACCAUAUACAAGUUUAGGAACAUUGAGGGAUCAAAUCAUAUAUCCUCUUUCUAGAGAAGAAGCUGAAUUGAGGAUGACUACUAUGAUGAGGAUUGGUGAAAAAUCUGAGGCAACUAGACUUCUGGAUGUUCACCUAAAAACCAUUCUAGAUGGUGUUAGGUUAGUUUAUCUUCUUGAACGAGAAGGUUGGGAUGCUACUGCUAACUGGGAAGAUGUUCUCUCUCUAGGAGAACAACAGAGGCUAGGAAUGGCUCGCUUAUUUUUCCACCACCCUAAAUAUGGUGUCCUAGACGAGUGUACCAAUGCCACUAGUGUUGAUGUUGAAGAGCAUCUCUACAAAUUAGCAAAUGAAAUGGGAAUAACUGUCAUUACAUCCUCUCAGCGGCCUGCUCUCUUACCAUUUCAUUCAAUGGAACUGAAACUUAUUGAUGGGGAGGGCAAAUGGGAGUUAUGUGAAAUAAACGAAUGAGAAUUUGGAUUUGCCGGAAUCUUUGGGUUCAGUUGCACUAUUGUUUUUAGUUAUCUAUGCCAUUUGAAGUAGUAAACACGGAUAUCAGUGCUUUCACAAAUUGCAUCUCAGAUAUUUGUCACUUUGGUAAGUGCAACAACAAACACAGUAACUUGAUUGAAGUCUCCACAUACUGAAAAUUCCUUUUUCAAGUUCACCAAGACAUACAUCUCAGAGAUGGAUGAAGAAUGCAUCUCCUUCCGGUAUAGGAUUGAUUCUGUAUGCAGUUCACCAAGACAUACAAUGUACAUAUACAAGUAUACGAGGACGUUGCAUCAUAUCCGUGCAAUUGUUAUAGAUACUUCCGUGCAUAGUUUCAGAUUUUGUAGAAUAAAAUGUCAUUGUUUGACAACUACAUUCAAAUGCUUCCUAGAUUUAGUACACGGAAAAAAUUAUGACAAGUGUAUUCAAUCGAAAUCUUAGUGAUUAUUGUUGCAUUUA
This is a messenger RNA of Zingiber officinale, 5276 nucleotides long. Its product is annotated as ABC transporter D family member 1. Gene Ontology annotation, molecular function: ATP binding; long-chain fatty acid transmembrane transporter activity; ATP hydrolysis activity. Gene Ontology annotation, biological process: peroxisome organization; long-chain fatty acid import into peroxisome; very long-chain fatty acid catabolic process. The record is from RefSeq and is a predicted model, not a curated record. Gene Ontology annotation, cellular component: peroxisomal membrane. The transcript has 29 exons. The coding region runs from base 831 to 4796 and encodes 1321 amino acids. Lineage: Eukaryota; Viridiplantae; Streptophyta; Magnoliopsida; Zingiberales; Zingiberaceae.